Molecule: messenger RNA, 2411 nt
Organism: Neltuma alba
Lineage: Eukaryota; Viridiplantae; Streptophyta; Magnoliopsida; Fabales; Fabaceae
Product: protein NSP-INTERACTING KINASE 2
Exons: 4
Coding region: 151-2148 (665 amino acids)
Biological process (GO): protein phosphorylation
Molecular function (GO): protein kinase activity; ATP binding
Source: RefSeq, a predicted model, not a curated record
UGCCGAAGCGUUCUCAAAUUCUUCAGUCUCCAAUCCAUUCCCGCACCAUUACAGAGUUCCCACGCUUUUCAUUUUCUAGUUACAUUCUCCCUCUAACCAAACAACCAUAUCUUUUUCUCUCCCUUCUUAGAUCUUCCAUUGAACCAAAACAUGUCGUCUCUGCUUCUGUACCUUCUGCUCAACCUUCCUCUUCUACUCUUCCUCUCCCCCAUUCUUGCUUCUCCAUCAGAGCUUGACAUUCUCAUGGCCAUCAAAUACUCACUCGACCCACAGAACCGAUUUCUGACCUCAUGGACUCCACAUGCCGACCCAUGUAGCGGCGCUUUCGAAGGCGUAGCAUGCAACGAGCAAGGCCACGUCGCCAAUAUUUCGCUCCAAGGAAAGGGUCUCUCCGGCAGCCUUCCGGCAGCCGUGGGUGAACUCAAGAACUUGACGGGUCUCUAUCUGCACUUCAAUGCUCUGAGUGGGACGAUACCCAAGGAGAUUGCGAAUUUGAGUAGCCUAAACGAUUUGUAUCUCAACGUCAAUAAUCUCUACGGCGACAUCCCUCGUGAGAUUGGAAAUAUGUCUAAUCUCCAAGUUUUGCAGCUUUGUUAUAACAAAUUUACUGGGAGUAUUCCCACCGAAUUGGGAAAUCUGGAGAGACUUAAUGUUUUUGCUCUGCAAUAUAAUCAGUUGAGUGGUGCAAUUCCUGCUAGUUUGGGUCAAUUGCAGUCACUAACGAGGUUGGAUCUGAGCUUUAAUAACCUUUUUGGUCCUAUUCCAGUGAGACUAGCUGACGCGCUCAAACUAGAAAGCCUUGAUAUUCAAAACAAUUCUCUCUCAGGCAAUGUCCCUGCAGGUCUUAGAAGACUGCAAGGCGGUUUCCGGUACAUCAACAACCCUGGCUUAUGUGGGAUUGAAUUUACCAAUUUAGUUGCUUGUAAAUCUUUAUUUGACCCUAGUAAGCCUGAACCAUUUGAACCUGAUAACUUUUCCACAAAGGGUCUUCCAGCAUCAGUUGAACCAAAGGAUGAAAAGUGCAGUGACGAAAGCCACUGUAAAAAUUCAUGGCAAUAUUCAAAAAUGGCUUUGGUUUUUGGAGUGAUCGGAAUUAUUGUUGCUUCCACAGUUUCUGGACUUUCCAUGUUUGUGUGGUACCGUCGUCAGAAACAGAAAAUCGGAGGCACUAUUGAUGCUUCUGAUAGGCACAUUAGCAGGAAAAAUGCAGCUCCUUUGAUCAGUUUAGAAUAUUCUAAUGGAUGGGAUCCAUUAGCCAAAGGUAGAAAUACUUAUUCCCAGGAAAUUCUAGAGAGCUUUAUGUUCAACCUAGAGGAGGUAGAACGUGCCACUCAGUGCUUCUCUGAGGUGAAUUUGUUAGGGAAGAAUAAUUUGUCAGGAAUUUACAGGGGAAUUUUGAGAGAUGGUUCAGUCGUGGUUGUAAAAUGCAUCAACAACACAAGCUGCAAGUCUGAUGAAACUGAGUUCUUGAAGGGAUUGAAGAUAUUGACCUCAUUAAAACAUGAAAAUCUCGUUCGCUUGAGAGGGUUUUGCUGUUCUAAAGGCAGGGGAGAGUGCUUUCUUGUUUAUGAUUUUGCCCCAAAUGGGAGUUUGUCUCAGUAUUUGGAUCUCAAGAAAGGUGAUACUAAGAUUCUGGAAUGGUCUACCAGAGUAUCCAUCAUCCAUGGUAUUGCUAGAGGUAUUAGUUAUCUGCAUGGAAAGAGAGGAAGAAAACAGGCUCUAGUUCACCAGAAUAUAUCAGCUGGAAACGUGCUUCUUGAUGCACAUUACAAUUCAUUACUCGCAGAUUCAGGAUUGCUCAAGCUCCUUGCUGACGAUGUUGUCUUCUCCACCCUUAAAGCUUCUGCUGCCAUGGGAUACCUUGCUCCAGAAUACACCACAACCGGUUGUGUAACCCUAAAGAGUGAUAUAUAUGCUUUCGGGGUGCUAGUUUUCCAGCUUCUUACAGGAAAAAGCGAUGUUACUCAGUUAUAUCAUUACCGGGCAGAAGCAUCUGGUUAUAAUGAUAUGGUUGAUGUAAACCUUGAAGGGAGAUUCUCAGAAUCAGAGGCAGCUAAACUGGGGAACAUUGCUCUACUUUGCACACAUGAAUCGCCCCAUGAACGACCAUCUAUGGACCAUGUAAUGCAAGAACUAUCUGAGAAGUGAAAACACUGACGGUUCACCACAUUAAGAAUGAAAAUCUUGCCUCGUCUUUGAAGUAGAAGAUUAGAUGGAACGAAUGUAAAAUAUUAUCUGUAAUAUCAUAUCCUGUGAUGUAAAGUUUUCCAAAAUAUCUGUAUAACUGUAGAACAUAAAGUGUUCAAAGGAAACCCCUUUCCUGUAAAAUGGAUGCUUGCUUUUUGGGUUCCUGAUAUGAAUUGUGAUAUAUCGAAUGUCUAAGCUGUUCUGUAAAUGAGUUCUUCUUGUAA